UCGAUGAAUUAUUGCUUUAAGAUACUUAAUUUAGAUUGUUCAAGAAAUAAUAGCAAUUGAUAUUCGAUUCCUAUAUUGCUCUAUAGAAUCCAUUUGGAAAUCAUACUGAGGGUAAUAUUCUUUCACACGUUCAAUGAGUGUGCUGGCUCUGAAACUGAUAGGAAAGGUGUGAAUAGCCCAUAAAAAGUACGCGACAACAGCAAAGCAACACUGUUAUUGUAGUAUUCCUCGGAUCCCAUAGAAACAGUUGUAUUUACUAACCUACCUGACCGAACGGUGAUAACAAAAUGAACACAAAGGCUACUACGAUUAAGGAAGCUCUCAAACGGCUGGAAGAUCGCACGAAGACAAACUCCAGCGAUGAACGAGAAAUUGAUUUAUGCUUUCAAUGGCCCCCUAUAGAAAAGAUGGACGCCACGCUAUCGGCAUUAGUUACGUGUGAAAAGCUUUCUUUAUCGACAAACAUGAUUGACAAAAUUUUCGGUCUUAGCGGCAUGAAGAAUCUGCGUGUACUUUCGCUAGGAAGAAACUAUAUCAAAGCGAUUUCCGGAUUGGAAGGAGUCAGCGAUACCUUGGAAGAACUUUGGAUCAGCUACAACCUGGUUGAAAAGCUGAAGGGGAUUAGCGUACUGAAAAAGCUAAAGGUUCUGUACAUGAGCAACAACCUCGUCAAGGAUUGGAUGGAAUUUAACCGACUAGCGGAUCUACCGGUACUGGAGGAUUUACUUUUCGCUGGAAAUCCCUUGGUCGAAACGAUGGAGGAAAGCGUUUGGCGUGCGGAGGCCAGCAAACGGUUGCUUUCGUUGCGAAAGUUAGACGGAGAAACGGUCAUACGGGAAGAAAGCGAAAGCCAGCAACAGCCGCAGCAGCAAGCACCAGCGCAGCCGGAAAAGGCUUAGAUAGA
Malaya genurostris is the source of this 904-nucleotide messenger RNA. Its product is annotated as dynein axonemal light chain 1-like. Gene Ontology annotation, molecular function: protein kinase binding. The record is from RefSeq and is a predicted model, not a curated record. Lineage: Eukaryota; Metazoa; Arthropoda; Insecta; Diptera; Culicidae. Bases 288 to 899 code for a protein of 203 amino acids. The transcript is spliced from 3 exons. Gene Ontology annotation, cellular component: cytoplasm.